CUACAAUGUACCGCAGUACGGGGUAGUGAGUCAGACUGUCUCGUGGUGGUGUGAAAAUGCGAGCAUCCAUCAAGGAACACGAUUAGUGUCGAAAGAACAUGGCAAACAACGCGUUUCGUGACAAAAAAUUAUAUAGGCUGUAACAUUUGAUCUAAUAGAAGGAUGUCCCUCGAAUUCCGCCAUUUCGAAACUCGUGAGAUUCGAGUGUAUCUAUAGGCAACGUGGUGAUCUGCGUAAGAAUUGGAUCGCGUGAGCGUGCGUGGCAAACAUUCGCGUUGCGACGCAAUCAAGGAACAGUUUCGUGUUAAGGACGAAAGAACAUUGAAGUUACUGCUGUCGGAUGACCGUGACCUUCGUUCUCCUCUCUCUCUCUCUCUUUUUCUUUCUUUUUCUCUCUUUCUUUCUUCUCUCUCACUCUUACCAUUGAAUGAACACCAACCAAGCAUUUUAUGACGUAUUUAGGUCAGUCGCGGAUACGACGAAGCAAGUUAUCGUUUCUCAGUAUUGUUGGCGUUGACGUUGAGUGCGGAUCGGUGAAAACCGCAAGAGGAUCAAUUGCAAGCGUCGCAAGCAUCUUUAAUCGGCCAUGAUCAUCUUACAAAAAUGAUCUUCGUAGUACCAGAAAGGCGCGCGCAUUCAUCAUUCCCUUCUCGUCAGCUGAAAAAAGCGCGAAUUUCAAAACGAGCAAAACGAAUCGUUGACGAGAAAUUCUUGUUACGAUCGAAGAUAUAAAAGUCAUUUGAUGUAUCUCCGAGACGGAGGAUAAGGACAGAGUAUUUUCUGGGAAUAACGUCGAAAAGGACGUUCAUGAUUAGACCGGUGGUUAUGACGAUCGAAAUAAAAAAGAAUCUAUACGAUGUUGUUAAUUCGAUUUUGGAUAUAACUUCUUUAAUACGAAUAUCAACUGAAUAAGAUCUGUCAAGAGAAAAUUGGAUCGUUUUAUAAUUACGCAAGAUUUGUUAAUAAUUCGUAUUAUCUUUAUCGUUUAUAAAGAGAGAUAACAUAUAUACAUAUAUAUAUAUAUAUAUAUAUAUAUUAUAUUUGUGUUAACGAUCGAGACGGUAGUCGUGGAGCGACAAUGUCUAAUUUUUAAAGAAUUUAAUACGAUUACGACGUUAAUCCAUUUUAUCUAAUCGUUGAGACGAAAGAUCGAAGAACAUCUUUGUUGAAACCGGGCAUCAUUGCGUUACUUUGUUAUGUGCCUGAUCAUUCUCGUUGAAAAUCAUAUCUUUGUUGAACUUUAAAAAAAAAUGAUCGAAGACGAUCAUGAAAUUUUACGUCGACUCACGUCGUUCUAUAACCGUAAGAUUCGUUCAAUAGUUACUACACGUAGGAGAUUACGAUUCAGAUUUUGAAGUUACUUAAUGAAUGUUAAAAUAAAUAUUUAAAGAAGAAAAAAAGAAAACGGAAUAUUAAUAAUGCUCUACAAGUAACGAGACAAGAAACAGUAAUAAAUAUAAAUGAGAUCGUUAACACUUUUCUUCGUUGUUAUUUCUUGCGAAAGAUCGAUGAAAGUUAUUUUCACAAAUUGAAAAUUCCUGUAAGAAUCGUAGAAAGAUAUCUACUUUUUAUGCAAAUUGAAUAGAAUGUUCGAUAAUAAACAGAAGUGAGCUACGAGCUCGAAUAAUACAUUUCUCUCUUUCUCUCUCUCUCUCAACAUUUUUCAGACGAUUAUUAUCUAAAAGGGAUAAAACGAGAAGAAAGUGAAAUAGGGAAAAAAAACGAAAGAAAUAAAAAGAUAGAAGAGAGAAUAAGUGGACAUCGUGAACACUUAAAGAUAAUAUAUAUACGAAGGAAGAGAAAAAUUUUAAAGUAUAGGUGCACGUCGAAAAGCUUAAAUUCCGGUUGGACGGAGAUUCAUCAUGAAAGGAAGCGCUACGUGCGAUCGAUGUAAUCGAUGCCCGGAUCAAAGAGCAAAGUGGACAAGCAGAAGAGAGGAGCGCCUAAGAUCGAGAUAUCUGUCACGGGGUUAUCGAACGAGGAGAGCAAAGUGAGACUGUCAGAAAGGAAACAAAAGAAAAAACAGGAGGAGGAGAAUCGAUCGAACGAAUCAACGAUCGGACAAAUUCUUGGGCUUUUAAAAAAGCGUCGAAAGCCUCGGGAUCCUCUUCCGGGUGCAAACGCAUCCUCAACAGUGCCCUUGCUCGAAAUGGGUGCUCGUGGAUGGGAUUAUGAGGCCUUGCCGGAAUUACAUACUUCAACGGCGGUUACGCCAACGUCGACCCCACCAAAUGCUCAACAAAAAUCCCACUCGCCGAGGGUUUACUUCCAAGCUGAAAAUCUGGCUACUACUAGAAGACGAAGUAGUUCAAAACUACUUGCUCCACAGACAUCAUGUAGAAGACGAAGUCGAAGCAUGAGCGCAUGGAGCGAUCUAUCAAGGUCAUCUUUCAGAUUGGACGAAAGAGUUCGCGUCGAGUACUACGUUAACGAGAAUACCUUCAAAGAACGACUUCAGUUGUAUUUCAUCAAGAACCAACGUUCGAGUUUAAGGAUACGACUCGCCAAUCUUUUCUUCAAGUUACUGACAUGUUUCCUCUACAUAUUCAGAGUUAUAAUCGACAACGAUCCGACAUUUGCAGCAUGUUACGGAUGUACGCCCGGAAACAAAACGGAGUUUCUUGCAUCCCAGAAUCUCACCGAAGAAGAGUUUCAGGAGCAUCCAACCAUCAACUGGGAUGCGAUCCUAUGGGUAAGAAGACCUUUGGAGCUUUGGAUAGUACAGGUGAUCCUGGCGAUGGUAUCGCUCACGGAAGCUUUACUACUUGCUUAUCUUGGAUACAAGGGUAACGUCUGGCAGCAGCUUCUAUCGUUCCACUUCAUAUUGGAGUUAGUCAACACUAUACCUUUCACGAUUACGUUGCUAUACCCGCCUAUGCGAAAUCUUUUCAUCCCGGUAUUCUUAAACUGUUGGUUGGCUAAACAUUCAUUGGAGAAUAUGUUUAAUGAUUUGCACAGAGCUAUGCAAAAAUCCCAGUCAGCUUUGAGUCAACAGUUGAUGAUCCUUAGUGCAACGUUACUGUGCCUUGUCUUUACUAGCGUAUGCGGGAUCCAACAUUUUCAAAGGGCAGGGCACAGGCACUUAAAUCUGUUUCAGAGCACGUAUUUCGUCGUCGUAACAUUUUCUACGGUAGGUUACGGAGACUUCGUGCCCGAUAUUUGGCCCUCGCAGCUUUAUAUGGUUAUCAUGAUUUGCGUCGCUCUCAUAGUAUUACCAACACAGUUCGAACAGCUGGCUUUUACCUGGAUGGAACGACAAAAGUUGGGUGGCUCUUAUUCGUCUCACAGGGCGCAAAGCGAAAAACACGUAGUCGUUUGCAGUACGACGCUACACGCUGACACCAUCAUGGAUUUCUUAAAUGAAUUCUACGCUCAUCCCUUAUUGCAGAAUUAUUACGUCGUUCUCCUAUCUCCGAUGGAACUCGACACGACGAUGAGAAUGAUCCUGCAGGUGCCAAUCUGGGCGCAAAGAGUGAUUUAUAUUCAGGGAUCCUGUCUGAAAGACGGUGACCUAGCAAGAGCUAGGAUGAACGAGGCGGAAGCUUGUUUCGUCCUUGCUGCGCGAAAUUACGCUGAUAAAACGGCUGCCGACGAGCACACGAUACUAAGGUCGUGGGCGGUAAAGGAUUUCGCCCCGAACGUUCCACAGUACGUUCAGAUCUUCCGUCCGGAGAACAAGCUCCACGUGAAAUUUGCGGAACACGUUGUUUGCGAAGACGAGUUCAAGUAUGCUCUUUUAGCGAAUAAUUGUACGUGUCCCGGCGCAUCGACCUUGGUCACACUCUUAUUACAUACCUCGAGAGGACAAGAGGGGCAACAGUCGCAAGAAGAAUGGCACAGGCUAUACGGCAAAUGUUCCGGCAACGAGAUUUACCAUAUAAUCCUCGGAGAUUCACGAUUCUUUGGGGAAUACGAGGGCAAGUCCUUCACCUACGCAUCCUUUCACAGCCACCGGAAAUACGGCGUUGCGUUGGUGGCCGUCAGACCGGCCGAACUUCCCGAAUUUUACGAAGACACCAUUCUCCUCAAUCCCGGUCCUAGGCACAUAAUGAAAAAGACAGAUACUUGCUAUUACAUGAGCAUUACAAAGGAAGAAAACUCAGCGUUCGUUGUGGCAAAUCAUCAGAGUGGUGGUGCCGAACCUGCUCAAGUAGUCGUAGAGACGAAAACUGAUGCGACUUCUGGUAGUACAACGGGUAGUGGCUCAACAACGAAUACUAACGCAACGACGAAUACAACUACAACGACGAUGACUUCUUCGUGCAUAGCAACUACGACAACUACCACUACAACAACCACGAUGACCAUUUCGAUGAGCUGCAGUAUGCCAGGAACCGGUGGUUCAACAGGAGGUGGAGGUGGUGGAGGAGGAGGAGGAGGAAGUGCUGGGAACGGUACUGCAAUGAGCCACGGUGCUGCCGAACAGCACCGGCCAUUUUCCAACAGUUGUAACGUUGCUCUCAGCGAAACAUCCUCAAGGCAGGAUACCUGCACGGGGCCCCGAGGACAGCAGGCUCGUACCACGAACGGUACCACGCCCGCGAAUGCUCCCAGGGCCCCGUUACCGCCACAGGUUAUUUUGCAGGUCCUCCCUAGCACGCCCACACCACACCAACACCACCUACUCGCAUCCGAUAUCCACCCUACUUAUCUCGAUCCCGGAGGGUUGGGAGAUUCUAGACAACACUUAAAAGAAACUUGCUCUACUCCGCAAACACCGAUUACGGGAAAUCAUCUUGAUGUACCGCGUUCUCUCGAUCCUAAUCCCAAUCUUCUCAGUCCAGAAAUUCUCACUCAAAGGAGAGGAAGCAGAAGGCCAAGUAUCCUACCUGUGCCUGAUAUGUUAACGGGCUCAACCUUACAUCUACCAGGGCAAGAAUCCUUGGAUCAUGAAGGAGACGAAUCUGAGGAUGAGAUGGAUGAUGAUGUUCCUUGGAGAUCGCCAAGUGAAAAGAUAGCAUUCAAAGGGAUAGUCAAGGGUUUUCCACCGGUAUCGCCUUUUAUCGGAGUUUCUCCUACUUUGUGUUACCUUUUGAAGGAAAAGAAACCCCUUUGCUGUCUACAAUUAGCUCAGGUUUGCGAGCACUGCACCUAUAGAAACGCUAAGGAAUAUAACUGGCAGAACAAAACAAUAAUUCUCGCCGCCGACUAUGCCAGUAAUGGAAUUUACAACUUUAUAAUUCCUCUACGAGCACACUUCAGAUCGAAAACAUCGCUAAAUCCUAUCAUUCUCCUUCUUGAGAAAAGACCAGAAAUCGCUUUUUUGGACGCGGUAUCAUAUUUUCCCCUCGUGUAUUGGAUGCUGGGAUCCAUCGAUUGUUUGGACGAUCUUCUUCGUGCUGGCAUCACUUUAGCGGAAAAUGUCGUCGUUGUGAACAAGGAACUGAGCAAUUCCGCAGAGGAAGAUACUUUGGCCGAUUGCAAUACCAUCGUCGCGGUUCAAACGAUGUUCAAAUUCUUUCCAAGCAUAAAGAGCAUAACAGAAUUAUCCCAAUCGAGCAACAUGCGUUUCAUGCAGUUUCGGGCACAUGACAAAUAUGCUCUUCAUCUCAGCAAAAUGGAAAAGGUACUCCUCAGUGCUACUUCCGGUGACAACUACCACAAUGAGCCUCCGAUGGGCUCUCCGAGAGAAAAGGAGAGAGGAUCUCACAUAUCGUACAUGUUCCGAUUGCCAUUUGCCGCUGGUAGUGUCUUCAGCGCCUCUAUGCUUGAUACUCUCUUAUAUCAAGCUUUUGUCAAGGAUUAUGUAAUAACAUUUGUAAGAUUACUACUUGGGGUCGAUCAGGCCCCUGGAUCUGGAUUUCUAACGUCGAUGAGAAUAACAAAGGAUGACAUGUGGAUACGAACUUACGGCAGAUUAUAUCAAAAGCUUUGUUCAACUACCUGUGAGAUUCCAAUUGGUAUUUACAGAACGCAAGACACAACAGUAUCGGAUACCUCGCACGGCGACUCAGACGCAGAGAGCGACGCCGGCGUCGGCGUGACGUACAAGGUGCGUCAUUCGGCGGCAGCAUCAUGCCUUGCAAAUUGCUCCACCCGUGACAAGGGUACUUCAACCUAUUCGGUGAGUCUUGGCGACGAAGCACGCGACAACCAUGCUCAACAAAUCGAGAGGGCUGAAAUCGCAAACCUGGUGCGUUCGAGAAUGGAAUCAUUGAAUCUACCUGUUGCGGACUAUGAUGACGUCUCGGAGAAACGCAACAGCCUGUCCUACGUUAUCAUCAAUCCGAGCUGCGACCUAAAACUGGAGGAGGGCGACAUAGUCUAUCUCGUGAGGCCGAGUCCGUUUUCAGCCCAGAAGACCUUCGAGCGUCACAAUUCACGGCGUAAGAGCAACAUCAGCUUUUGCUCGGCUCAGCUAGUCUCGCAGAUGAACGCAACCGUCGCCUCGGCUGGAUUUCCCGGUGGUCCGGGUAGCCGUCGAGGUUCAGCCAUUGGCUUGGCCAGAGCACCGCCAUUAGGUACCACCAAAUCGAACUCUUUGUCUCUUCCCGACAGUCCUACCGUAGCUGGUACACUUCGAGGCCGUUCAAAUUCCCUGAGAGUCGUCGACGACAUUCUACUGCGACGUAGCAACUCCUUGAGACAAGGACUAACGGUUUCAAGGAGGAAGAGCAGUCUGGAAGACAUCGGGCUGGGCGCUCUCUCGCAUCCUACCAAUCAUAAUCCUAUAAAGAUCGCGCUGAAUGGAUCCAUCGGUUUGGAAGUGACACCGCCCGAGGAAGGUUCUUUGGGUGGUGGUAGUGCCAGUAAUACGGGCAUACUCGACGUCGGUCUCCCAUCCAUGCCGAGUCUUGGCGUUGGAGUUGGAUUUGGACCGACGUUAGCUCCUGGGCUCUGUAGUUCCUUAGGCGGUCUAUACGAUCCGUCAACUCUUCAGAGUCCAAUGGUGCAAUCACCUCAAUCGCCGCAAAUUCAGGCUGCCACGCAGGAUCCACAGCACAUACAGGGGACGAUAGUAUGAUAUAACCUUAUGUGGGGACGCAGACUCUCUGGCGUAGUGCGAAACAAAUGGCUCUAGCGUUCCCACAUUAGGUAUUAGAAUCGUACGUCGUUAGCGAGCGUAGCGUGUUUGCCCGUAAUGAACCAACCAGUGGAAGCACCCGAUUCACUCAAAUGGCUUGGAAUUGCGAUGGAAAAUGUGCAAACCGCAUUGCGUCUUUUCCAUCGUCUUCCUAAUCCGAAUAGAAUGUAGACGAACCCAAGUAGAUACUCUUAUGAUGCAGUAAUAUUUCCUUACAGUUACUCGAAGCGAAUUACAAACUGUGAUAUACUAUACUUUCGUAUACGUUGCAUUAUCUCGUUGCGACUAAUUUUCCAAUUCGACGCAUUUUAUUACUUUUUUUUUUGUUUUUAAUUUCUUAACAAAACAAAAGUAUUACGAUUAAAGAGAUAACUUCAUUUUUUCAUUGAAUAUUUGAUAUGUGUUCAGUAAAACAAGAUAUAUAUUUAUAAUUGUCGAAAGAAAACAUUUUUCGAAAGAGAACGAUUUACUACUGUCAUCACAAACUAUAUACUUACAAACAGUUGUUUGCAUAUUAACGUGGUAUGCGAAACGAGAUAUCUUUCUGUCGAUCGUAAAUGGUCAACGUGAUACGACGUUUGGAGCAAAUGAUACACACAUAUAUAUGUGUGUGUGUGUGUGUGUGUGUGCGCGUGUGCGUGUGCGUGUGCGUGUGUAUGUGUAUGUAUGUGUGUGUCAGGCUCAUAACUAGAAAGAACCAAAGAAUAUUAACGUGAUCUAUUCAUCAUUUGAAAAGUCAAAACUUUUGAUCGGUGACAAAUAUCUAAUUUGAUAUUUCUUACGUACAGAGACAGCAAAUUAUGAUGAAAGAGACUUGAUAUAUUUGACAAAUUAUUACUAAUUUUAUUACAAGUGAUUUAUAGUUUUCUGUAUAUGCGAGAUAGUGAAUUCGAAAAAGAAAAAAAGAAAUUCGAAUUAGAUAAAUUUUGUCCGAUCAAUUUGGUACAUUCUCGAUUUCAAAAAACAAAGGAUAUUAACGUGAAUAUCCCCUUAGCGAAAUUCCAAAUAAUUUUAUACUAGGAGAAUUUACGGCGAGAGUAUACAAGAUACAAAUGAAUAUAUAUAUAUAUAUAUAUAUAUAUAUAUAUAUAUAUAUAUAUACAUAUAUAAAAGAGAAUAUAUAUAUAUAAUUAUAAAUAUAAAAUAGUAUAUAUAUGAUUAUAAAUAUAAAUCUAUGACCAUUCUAAUCAUAUCAGUCGAAAAUGACAUUCGAACAAGUCAUCGUACUAUACGUAAGUAUAUUAAAACAAAAAGAAACAAGUAGAAAUGGCGUAGAUGCUUAAGGUACGUAAAAAUUAAAGUUUCAACAGGAUUCGGAAAAAUGCUUUUCAUUAGUAAAGUUUCUAUUUUCAAAUCUGAUCCGAAAUUGUACGAACGAUUCGAUCAAUGUGAAAGGAAAUUCAAUCGUAAAGAGAACAAUACAAAUGUUUCUUCAUCUCCUGUAUUAAUUCCAAAGUAAAUUAUAACGCAUAUUGAAAAAUGAUAAAUUUUAUGGGCACUCGUCCGUAAAAAAAUUAUUUAGCGUUAGCAAAAGGAUGUUCCUGCUUUAUUUGGACAAUCCGUUUUGUUAGUUAGUUCGGAAUCCAUGCCAAUCCUGAAAUGUCUUUAAAAGUCUAUUUUUUGACUUUUUCAGCGCCAAAUCCACGGCGUUUUAAGCCAAAUGCGAUCGUUCGUUGACCAAUUUACACGUUUUUUCGACCAAAUCGUCAUCCUUCGCGCGAUACGUAUUUCCAUAUUGCUUGAAAAUUGCUUUUAAUAGCUCUCCCAGUAACGACGCCACGAUUUCAAUCAGUCGAAUUAGUUCAUCUCGUAUUUGUCUCGUUAAUGCGAUAAUUCUUACCAAUUACUAUUAUCGAUUUUAUCGUACUCUGCAACAAGACGAAUUUCACAGGAAAAGCAAAAUAAUUUAUUAAUAACUUGCUUUAUACAACUUUCUCUCUAUCUCUUUUUAAUAUCAUACAUACAAUAGACAAUAUUUUAUCCUAAACAAUGUUCAUAAUAAAUUCUAUAAAAAAAAAAAAAGUACACAGAUUUUGAAUUAUCGCAUUGCUUUAUAAAUCUUCGAUUAAUCAUUUUAUUAAAAGAAAAAGAUGUUCAACAUUAUAAUUUUAUUGUUGGUGCAAUGCGAUCCUGCUUAUGAUCGGCGAAUGAACUUUUAAUUUCAUAGAAAUCGGCAUUUAAAUAUUUUAAACAUUCUUAUAAAACAUUUUUCUCGAUCUCUUCUUAUAUUCGCUUUUCUCACAUUCGCUCGGUACAUUUUUCUCGUAAUUUAGAACUAAGGAGAUCAGUGUUGACUAUUAAGAAAAAAAACGGAUCAUCUUCGUUGGAACGAUUAAGACUCGCUAGUGUUUUGUGUAUAUAUAUAACGUAUAGGUAUAUAGCACAUGCGUGAGGUAUUUUUCAGUAGGAGGUAAUUUUCUAUGUCAUAAAUCGUAAAAGCUCGAAUAAAAAAGAUUCAACAAAUUCAUGCGACUUCAUCUUGACGUUAAUGCGUUAAGAAAAUUCUCGCGGAGUCUUAUAUAUUUUUUCCGAAGAGCAUAUUUAAAAUAGUCGCCGAUGAGUACGAGGAAUCGAAAAAAAAGAAAACUGUUUGAUGUUAUCAACCGGACGAAUUAAGGGUAUAAAAAGAUUUAAUUCCAAAAUCUCUAUUGGAACUCGUUUGAGUUAAAAUUUAUUGUCGAUCGUUAACAGAGUACAAAUGAAAUAGUUAUUUUUCUUUUCUUUCCUCGCUCGAAUAAACGUUUAUCGCUUGAUUGCUCGCGCGUAGCUCGAUUUUCUCGGAAAAAAAAUCGAUUGUCAUGUUUUACCUUCUAUUUAUCGAUACUUACAUUGAUUUAAAAUAGUUAUAAACCUUUUUGAGGACUAUAACGAUCGACCUCAAGGUACGUAAAAACAGAAAAAUGACGAGCGAACGACGAUAUCGGAUAUUUUACUUCCCUCUAGAAAGUGUAGAGAUUAUUAUGGACGAAUAAUUGAGUACUGAAAAAAUAAAUUUAAAAGUUUAUCCGCGUACCGUAAUUCGUUGUCACGAUAGCGAUACGAGUGGUAGUUCAAAGAUGUAUAUAGUUGAUUAUAUAUCUAGACGAUAGGAUCAUCUUACAAACAUAUGACCUGAAUCUUCGUAGUUUAAUUGGUAUGAAUAGUUGAAAGAAUUUUAUGCUGUAAAGGACGACCGCCCAAACGAUGUCCUGAAUGGGAAAACUUCGAAUGUGUUUUUUCUAGUAAUUUAUAACUUAAGUAAUUCAGAUGUAUACAAAAUUAUAAAAGAAAAAAAAAAGAGGAGAAGAUAUUAUCGCUUGUUCGAAUAAGCUCGAUGUCUUCGUAUACUUACAAUAUUCAUUCUAAGAUAAAUCUUAACAUUUUAUGAUAACAAAAAAAAAACAAAACAAAACAAAA
Molecule: messenger RNA, 10420 nt
Organism: Vespa crabro (European hornet)
Lineage: Eukaryota; Metazoa; Arthropoda; Insecta; Hymenoptera; Vespidae
Gene: SLO2
Product: potassium channel subfamily T member 2
Exons: 25
Coding region: 1898-6964 (1688 amino acids)
Biological process (GO): potassium ion transport
Cellular component (GO): membrane
Molecular function (GO): intracellular sodium-activated potassium channel activity
Source: RefSeq, a predicted model, not a curated record